AGUAGAAUCUCUUUGUCCUAAACUUUUCUGUAUUUAGAAUCUGCUUCUUUUUUUUACCUCGGGAUCUGUGAUAUUUUCCAUUGAAAAUGUCGCGAGGAAUACUUGAAGUACUUCUCGUUGGAGCUAAAGGCCUUGAUAAUACUGAUUUUCUCAAUAAUAUGGAUCCAUAUGUGAUCCUAACUUGUCGAUCUCAGGAGAAAAAGAGCAGUGUUGCAUCAGGGAAAGGAUGUGAACCUGAAUGGAAUGAAAACUUUAUUUUCUCUAUUUCUGAGGGUGUUGAAGAACUGUUCUUGAAGAUAAUGGACAGUGAUUCUGUAGGUGAAGACGACUUUGUAGGAGAAGCCAAGAUACCUAUUGAGCCAGUUUGUUCAGAAGGAAGCAUCCCAACAACUGCAUAUAAUGUAGUUAAAAAUGAAGAAUAUUGCGGAGAAAUUAAAGUUGGUCUCACUUUUACUCCUCAGGAUGAGCGUGAAGAAGAACAAGAAGAAAGCUAUGGCGGAUGGAAAGAGUCUUCUUAUAGUGAAGCAUAAGUCCAUCGAUCAAUUUGAUGUUGUUCUUCAGAUUACCAAUUUGAUUCCAGACGUUGUGUUCCAAUAUAUAUACUUAAAUGAACAUGUUGGGGUUUUCUUUCCCUUUUUUUGUGGUUUGUAGAGAGAAGAGGCAAAUUUUUGCUUGGUGCUCUUUGCCAUGAUUUUCGAUUUAUUAUUUCAUGAGUUGUUAUAUAAGGAUUAUUAUGUAAUAUGAUUUUACCAUAGCUUCCAAAUUGUCAAGUUCCAAAACCAUGCGGUAUAAGAUUCUGAAA
Molecule: messenger RNA, 802 nt
Organism: Nicotiana tabacum (common tobacco)
Lineage: Eukaryota; Viridiplantae; Streptophyta; Magnoliopsida; Solanales; Solanaceae
Product: elicitor-responsive protein 3
Source: RefSeq, a predicted model, not a curated record